AUGAAAACACAGAAAUUGACCCGUUUUACACAAUCUCUCUCUGAGUGGCAAACGUUUCAGUUCUAUUUCAGAAUGCACGCAUAAAGCAGAAAAAACCUGCAACUAUUUGCUUUUUAGACAUUUGGCAAUUGUACACAAAAAUUUACAGUAAACUUCGGUGAAGGCCAACUUUCCAAGAUGAAUUGGUUCCUGUUUGUGCUUUUUCUUUUCACAUUUUAUAUUCAAACUUUCUGUGAGAAAGUUUGUGUGCAAACUGACACAGAAAAAUGGGCCCGCACUGUACCGCCAGGUUUCCUUAGUAUUACCGUCGACCCAGUGACUUUGCUCUCAGCAGGACCUUUACAGGGACCUACUCUAGAAAUGGCGAAGGCCCUAUCACCAGCUUUUGUCCGUAUCUGUGGCGAGGGUACUGAUUUAUUGCACUUUGGAGAAGAACUGUUCAAAAACAAUACAUCAGUUACUGAUGUGGAGAUUGAUUCGGUGAUGCAAUUUGCAAACAAUGCUGACCUACGUGUCAUCGUUGGUCUCAAUCCAACAGAAAGACAAAAUGGGUACUGGAAUUCUGAAAACGCUUUAAAAAUUAUGUCUUAUAUGAAUAAAAAAGGUUACAAAGCCUCCUGGCAGUUAGGAUGUGGUAUGAAUAUCCCUCAUUUGAGUGGAGAACACAUUGCAACUGAUAUCUUAAAAUUGAAAAAAAUAGUAGACAGUUUUCCACUGUUUUCCAAAUCCUUGGUUCUUGGUCCUGACUUUGAUAACUCUGAAAAUGAAAUUUUGAAGGAUUUUCUUCAGUACGGUGGCAACUCUGUAUCUUCUGUCAUUAUUUCAUUGAAACCACAAUCGUACUAUGAUUUGGAAACGUACAUAGAAAAUUCACUUAAAAAUGUUGAAAGUUCUAUUCGGAAACAGAAUGUUAACCCAGAGGCAGAGUUUAAAAAAUCAGUUUUCCUGGCUGAUGCUGUGGCAAGUGGAGGCACCUUCGAGCAAGCAAAGCAGUUAGCUAGAACAUUGGGAACUGCAGCUGCACUUGGUUGUAAAAUGGUCUUUAAAAAAUGCGGAAAAAUAUCCCUCACCACUCCCACGCCAGAAUUCUGGUUUUCUGCUCUAUAUAAAGCAUUGGUCGGAAGAUACGUUUUCAAUGCAAAAGUGUUAUCAGAUAAUAAUAAUAAUUUACAUGUGUAUUCUCAAAGUACUCCAACUCUUAAACCACAAAUUCUCGACAGACAUUAUCCAAAUGGUUCUUUAACCCUCUUUGGCGUCAACGACUCACCAGAUGAAGUUGAAGUGGAAGUAAAAGACAGCCCAAUGGAAGGAUCAAUGCAUAUUUUUUCCCUGACAACUCAAUUACACGGCCUAAAGGAAGUAACACUUCUUAAUGGACGAGAGUUGUCAAUGUUGGAAUCCAAGCUUCCACUUCUUGCUCCUACUGUUAAGAAAGGGGGAUUAGCUCGCAUCCCCGGGAACUCAAUUUUUUUUAUCGUGCUGCCAGAAGCAGGGCUUAAAACAUGUUCAGUCGCAGGCUCGAGAUCUAUUACUAAGAGGGAGAUCGUAAUCAAAAGGCCAGAAUUAAAACAGAUCAGCUUAACUGAGCUUGAUCAAAAGUAUAGAAAUUUUGCAAAAAAUAUAUACAACAAGAUGUUACAAGAUUCUGGCUUGGUGCAGGAGAAAAAAGACGAUAUGUCAAUAUCUUUCAUCACCUACAACACUAAUGGCUGGUUGAAUGAUCUUCUGGACCACAUUUUACCAAUAGACAAUAGUGGUAAUCAAGUGCAAAGUGCCUCAACGCAGAAUACAAAAAAUAUCAGAUCAAAGCGUUCAACAGAAAUAGUUCACAAAGAAAAUGAAAAUUUUAAUACUGGAAAUGUAAAUGAAGUUAAUACAUUUUUCAACGGAGAAGUGGAAGAUACACAAAAUGCAAAUGAGGAUGACCAAAUGUCAAUUGAAAAACUAAACCAACCUAUUGAAGGACUGAUUCACAGUGAAAAUGGUAUGGAUAUUAAAGAAAUUGAAGACCAAGAGGGAAUUGACCGAACUCUAGUUAAUAUUGCAAAAGAGGAAGAAAAACUACUAAAUAAUUCAUCACAGGCUCAAAUACAACCUGAAGAAAGUGAGGCACCUUCAAGUGAAGAAAUUGAGAAUAAAGCUGAUAGUAAUAACGAAGAUUUAGUUAUGGAGAAUGACUCUGAAGAUGUUCCUUAUGUCUCUGCACCUGAAUACCCACAAGAAAUUUCAGAUAUUGGAAAAGAUCAAAUACCAGAAAACAUUGACAGAUAUGAUUUUCCUAAUCUCAAAACUUCAUAUACAGUAAAUCCACAAGUUCCUCAAGAACCGCCCAUGAUUCCACAAUAUUUGCCAAAACAUCCACCAUCUCCAUCAAAUCCAAAUUUCAUCAGUUCACAUACUUCCUAUCCCACUCAAACAUCUGAGCUCAUUCUUAAUGAGAAGAAAGAAAAUGCAAUAAACUCUAUUUUGACCAAAAUUGUAUCAAAGGAAAAUGCGUUGUAUGAGAACAAACCAGUCGACCCAUCAAAAGCAGGGACUGUCGAAGAAAUGGAUACCAGCCCAUUGGUGCAAGUAGUGGUGCCUGAAACAGAUCUUGAUGUAUAUGUCCCUCUGAACAGUUUAGACACAGAGAAUGAGGAUGUCCGACAAACUUUAAGCCCUGGUGAUAAUCUUAUACUACCAAGUAAUGACAGACCCACUGUCAAAGUCCAACGGCAAAUCAAUGACGACCCUCUCUAUAAAAACAACCCAGUAAAAAAAGUUCAGGAUUACCUAAUGGACAUUUUGAAUAAAGUCCCAAAGCAAAUACCAAUUACUCUGAACGAUUUGCCAGAACCAAAUGAAAGCAACAGAGAUAAAGUCCUUCACUUAGGUUGGCCAAAAAAAGUGUCACAACCCCUGCCUGCAUCACCUGCUCAGUUGCCUGAAAUGAACGAUCCUUUGUACACCACCAAACUGGCUGAAGCAGUCAGAAUGUUCAUAGAACAAAAAAAAGUGGAAUAUGAAGCAAUUAAAGCAAAGAUGGCCAGUGUCAGACAAAAGGUUCUAGAAUCGUCGACGAAUAUCAUCAACAAUGAAGAAUUAUCAAAAAGCCUUAAACAGCGGGGUGAGGAAAUAAAAACCAUCCUUAAACAAAUGGAACCCGAUGGAAUCUCAUCUAAAAUGCCUAUUCCCCUGUAUAUUCCAAGUAUAAGAGCAAAAAGGAGUGUUAAAGAACAAACUCUUUCAGAUGAUUCAAAACUAAAUGUUGACGCAAAACAACUCUACACCCAUGAAAGGAUGAAAAGGUCUUUUUCAGAAGAACUUGAUAAAUUAAUAGAAAAAGCACGAAGUUGGUUCGAUGAUAUCAACCCUUUUUCUUCGUCCAAACGGUCCAAAAGAACCCCCUCAAUGGACAACUCUGUAAAAUUUUCUGACAAUGACAUUAACUAUCAUGAUUCUCAAGUCAAUUCUAUAAAAUUUUCUCAAAACUCAGAUGACAUAGAUAUAAACAGCAGGCUGAUAAAAGACUUUCUGCUUAAAAAAAUUAAAGGAAACACGGGCAUGUAUGAAUUUGUCAAGAAAUAUAAAGAAAUGUUAGAAAAUCUUAAGAAAACUGAACAAAUCCUUGAUUCUGGAAGUUCAGAUUUCCAAACUUCCGUUGAAGAAAAUACCAAGGAGAAUGGAAUAUUAGGGAAAACUGAUCCCUGUAAAGACUCGUUACAAAUUGAUGGCACAAGUGAAAACAGUGAUAGAAAAGAUAUAGCUGUUGUUGAAUUUGUUGUUUCCUCAAAUGGCCCUGAAGCCAUCGAUGAUGAAACUUUUGUUAAACAACUUCUCCAAGGAAUGGUCAUGUUUUUCAGCAUGGUGAAACAGCUAAUGGAAAAUUAAUUUUGUACAAAUUAAAUAACACAUUUGUUAUUAUUAUUUAAUUUAAUUUUUGUUUAUU
Molecule: messenger RNA, 3928 nt
Organism: Cimex lectularius (bed bug)
Lineage: Eukaryota; Metazoa; Arthropoda; Insecta; Hemiptera; Cimicidae
Exons: 11
Coding region: 178-3870 (1230 amino acids)
Cellular component (GO): extracellular matrix
Source: RefSeq, a predicted model, not a curated record